Molecule: messenger RNA, 1967 nt
Organism: Tachysurus vachellii
Lineage: Eukaryota; Metazoa; Chordata; Actinopteri; Siluriformes; Bagridae
Product: mucin-2-like
Exons: 12
Coding region: 24-1112 (362 amino acids)
Source: RefSeq, a predicted model, not a curated record
UUUCACUUCAUCCAGAGGCUGAAAUGGAGCUGCUCGUCCUCCUGAUCUUCUUCCAUCUGAUUCUGGACAUUAACUCUCAAUAUCGUCCUCAGCCCCAGCUCUCUGUGUCUCCUGAAGUUAUCACACUGAGAGGAUCAGUGCAGCUUCACUGUCAUGUUCCAGACCAUCUUAAAGUGUAUCAGUGUUUUUUCUACCCAGAGACACAAAACACAAAUAUAAAACUCUCUCCAUCGUGUCAGCUCUCAGUCACUGGUUCUGAACUGAUCAGAUGGACAGGACACAGAUCUCCUGAAGCACUUCGUAUUAUUUGUUACUACACUGUGGAUAAAUCAGUUCAUGUUCCUUCUCCUCACUCUCUCCCAGCUCCAGUCACAGUGAUGUAUCAGAAACCGAGACUAAGCGUCGGUUAUGAUGAUCAGACUGAUGACAUCAUAUUUUCAUGUGAAAUACCAGAGUCAGAGUCAGUAGCUGCUGAUGUUAGCUGUAAUCUCUACACUGGAGAAAAUCCUCAGCCUUAUCUAAAGAUCCUAAGCAAUGAAAAGAAACCAUCUAAGAAGUUGGUUUGUAUUUUUACAGCACAGAGAAAUGAUGUGUUUAAUGUUCUGCAGUCAGUAAAGAGCAGUGAAGUGAGCUGUGAUUAUUCACUGAUCUCUGACUCGACUGCUCGCUCUCUAAUGAGUGAUAAAUACAAUCUGAUACCUUUUUUCCCUACACCGACACAGACGUCUACAACUGAAACAUCUACUGCAGGUUUAUUUUCUACACUGACACAGACGUCUACAACUGAAACAUCUACAGGUUUAUUUCCUGCACCGACACAGACGUCUACAACUGAAACCUUCACUACAGUUUCUACAACUGAUCUGAUUACCACAAAGCACAUAACCACUCAUUUACAUCCUGUACCGACGACACCAUCCACACCUACAGAGACAUCUACUGCAAUUCUUUAUACUCAUCUGAUCAGAGCGAUGACUGGAUCUUCUGAGAACCUGCAGGUUUCAUCCCUCUGGACGAUUGGAGCAGUGUGUGUGCUUGUGUCUGGAGCUUUACUGACUGGAUUCAGUAUCUUCAUCUUCCUCAGGACCGACAGAAGAGGAAGACCCUGGUGAGGUUUACACACAGGUGAUCUACACACUCUCCUCUCAGCAGCUCUCAGAAGAAACUCAGCUCCUUUCAGCUUCCUCUGAAUGAUGGACACCGAUCAGGACGCGCUGCUUCUCGUCUGUGCUUCAUUUCAUUUCAAGUCUCUGCUUAAUGAAUUCAUCUCAAUUAGCUUCCACUUGUUCACUGUAUCGAUAGACAAAGUUUCAGAUGAUUUUAUUGUGAUCGUGAUGAUGUUAAAUAUUUGUGAGAUAUAUUUGGACAGGUUUGUAGACCUCACUGCUCCAUACAGAAUGAAAUGAUUACACUGACUACAGCAUCUGGGUCCAGUGGUGUUGUGAUUGUGGGGCUUCAGGGGAUUUAAACCCCUCAUGUUCUGUCACAAGUCUCUGGGCUUUUUAAGAUUGGAAACGUUUUACACCACAAAUAAAGUACCAGAUUUACCAGUACAAGAAACCCGUCUGUCCGUCAGCGUUCAUUUGACACGUUUUUUCAGCUAUACGCAGUUUUAAAAGUCACGUGUCGAGCUGUUAAAUAGAACAGAACAGUAACAUGUUUCGGUCAACAGGUGGCACUGUUGUAGGUUCCGGCCAUUAGAUACUCGUCAUUAAUUAAUUAAUUCAUUCAUUCAUUCAUUCAUUCAUUGUUCAGCCACAUUUGACACUUUAAAUUCCAGUAUGUUAGUUUUGUUCUGAUUAUAUUAAAUAACUUGAAUUUAUUAAAUGUAGGUUUACGUCAUAAAUAUAUUAAUACUUUUGUUAUUUAGAGUUGUCGUUAUUUCGUGAGUCACUCAGGGGGUUGAGUCCAUCAUCCCUUUGAACCCUAGCAAUGCCCCUGAUCUGGGUUUAUGUGAUGCUGUGAUU